Molecule: messenger RNA, 2778 nt
Organism: Zeugodacus cucurbitae (melon fly)
Lineage: Eukaryota; Metazoa; Arthropoda; Insecta; Diptera; Tephritidae
Product: protein no-on-transient A
Exons: 5
Coding region: 5-2035 (676 amino acids)
Biological process (GO): regulation of DNA-templated transcription
Cellular component (GO): nucleus
Molecular function (GO): RNA binding
Source: RefSeq, a predicted model, not a curated record
CAACAUGGAUGGUGGUAUAAAAGUUGAAGGAGUUAAUGGCGCUGCUCCGCUACCACAAAGGGCUCAAAAGAAUAUGCCACAAGGUAAUAAAAAGCCCAUUAUGAACGCUCAGCAGCAAAAGCAGAAUGAUGGUGGCGAUGGCGCACCGGCGGAGAAGAAACCACGUUUUAACCAAAAUGGUCCCAAUCAAAACCAAGGUGGUAAUCAAAAUAAAAAUUUUGGAAAUCGUGGUUUUGGUAAUCGUAAUAAUAACCGCAACCAACAAAAUCAGAAUCGUAACCAGAAUCAGAACCAAGGAAACGUGCAAAAUCAAAAUCAGCAAAACCAAAACAAACAAAAUCAGCCAAAUCAACAAAAACCGCAAGAUAUAAAGUCGGCAUCUGAUAACAAUCAGGCUCCAAUUAAAAAGGAUGUUGCUCCAGGACCACAACAACCACCACAGCAACAACAACAACAGCAGCAGCAGCCACAACAACAGAACCAAAACCAAAAUCAACAAAGGAAUCAGCCACAGAAUCAACAGCAACAAAAUAUGAACAACCAAAAUCGCAAUCGCGGUGGAGGUGGAGGAGGGGGCGGUGGCCCUAUUGGUAAUCAAGGAGGCCCAGGUGGCAAUCAAGGCGGUCAAAAUAGAGAUCGCAGCCGUGGUGGUCGAGGCGGUCCCGGUGGUGAUGGUCGUGGUAAUCAAGGCAAUGGUCCAUAUAAUAGAAGUGAUGAAUUCUUCAUUGGUCAACGUUUGCGCGCAAUUGGGGGACCUACACAUGAGUUGCCACCAGUUGAGGCAACCGAGGAACCUAAGUUCUCUGGACGCAAUCGUUUAUACGUUGGAAAUCUUACCAAUGAUAUUUCAGAAAACGAACUGCGUGAAAUGUUUAAACCAUUUGGUGAAAUUGGUGAAAUAUUUUGUAAUGCUGAGAAAAAUUUCACAUUCCUUAAAUUGGAUUACCAUAUAAAUGCGCAGCGUGCUAAACGUGAAUUAGAUGGUACCAUGCGAAAAGGCCGUCAAUUGCGCGUUCGUUUCGCUCCCAACGCUACCAUACUUCGUAUUAAAAAUUUGACACCUUUCGUAUCCAAUGAACUACUUUAUAGAUCAUUUGAAAUAUUUGGACCCAUUGAACGCGCCAAUGUAGUUGUUGAUGAUCGCGGUAAAUCCACUGGCGAAGGCAUUGUUGAAUUCGCUAAAAAAUCAUCUGCUAAUGUUUGUCUACGUUUUUGUAAUGAGAAAUGUUUCUUCCUAACGGCUUCACUGCGGCCAUGUGUGGUUGAACCCUUUGAAAUUAAUGAGGAUGAUGAUGGUUUGCCAGACAAGUCACUAAAUAAGAAAUCUCCCGAAUUCCACCAUGAACGUGGUAUUGGACCACGCUUUGCUGAGUUGGGUUCGUUUGAACACGAAUAUGGUACCAGGUGGAAGCAAUUGCAUGAAUUGUUCAAAACUAAACAAGAUGCACUAAAACGUGAACUCAAAAUGGAAGAGGAGAAACUUGAGGCUCAAAUGGAAUAUGCACGAUAUGAACAUGAAACAGAGCUGCUUCGGCAAGAAUUGCGUAAACGCGAAUCUGACAAUGAGCGCAAGAAGAUGGAGUGGGAAAUGCGUGAGAAGCAAGCCGAAGAUAUGCGCAAACGUGAUGAGGAGAAUAUGCGUCGGCAGCAGAAUGAAAUGCAAUCACGUAUGUUGCGUCAAGAAGAGGACAUGCGUCGUCGGCAGCAAGAAAACACAUUGUUUAUGCAAGCACAGCAGCUUAAUUCUUUGUUGGAUCAGCAAGAAGGUUUCGGCGGAAAUAAUAAUGGAGGUAAUAAUUUCGACAAUUUUGGUCGAGCAUCCAACAACUCACCAUUUGAAUUCAGAGAUCCUAUUGCGGCUCUUUUAGGUAACAACGGUGGCGGUAACGGCAACGGCAAUGGCAAUGGGCCAAAUAAUCCACAGGAUUCGUUUUCAUUUGAAUUUGGUGGUGGUAACCAAAACCAAGGUGGCAAUCAACGCGGUGGCAAUAACAACGGAAACAAUAAUCCAUGGGAACGAAGAAGACGUUUCUGAGAUUCAGUGUCACCAUAAAUGAAUGUUGUGCGUGAGCGUUUACGCUGGAUUCAUUCAUAAUGGUCCAGAGUGAAAAUUAUGAAAUGAUCGAACAAUUAAUAUCAUUCUACUACUGUACUACAACAACUUCUACUACUACCCAACAAUAUAUAACACACAAUCAAGCAGUUCUAUGGCUGUACAUUGGAACAUUUAUAAAGAACAAAAACUUUACUCAAAGAAGGACCCAUUGAUUGAUCAACGAUAUUAAAAGAAAAAAGAAAACUAGCAAUUCAGCGUACAUCUCGGCUAGUUUCCAUUUUUUUUUUUUAAAUUAAUAUUACUGUAUAUUAAAAUGUACGCUUCAUUUUAAACCAUUUUAAUCUUAGUGAAAAAAAAAAUGUAUUGGAAACAUACAUUCUCUGUAGGCAGGAUAAGUUAUUUGCAAGCUAUAUAACACGAGUGUAAUAUUUGGUUUGAAACAUUUUAAAUGUACAAUAAUUUAUUAUAAUUGAAAACAAACAUCCAAAAACAAAUCAUAUUCAACGGACGCUCGAUAGUGUAAGAUUUCACAACAUAAAAGUAUUUAUUGAUAAGACAUCAAACGCAAAACAGUGCGAGCUUUCUUUGUGAUCAUUGUCUCAGUUUACACGAUUGCUGCGAUCUCUAGAGACAACACGAAUUUAGCUCGUCUUGACCGUAUUGAAACUUAAAAAAAAAAAGAUAACACACACACACAAACAAACUACACAUACAUACAUACA